UGUAGUUGAUGAUUGGUAUAAAGCUGUAUUAGAAUUAUCAAAAAAGAAUCCUGGUGAAGUUAAAUAUUCUAUUGAGAAGAAAAUGUUUUUGGUUAUUAAUGGACGAUGUGGGGAUAGACACAUACCUUUAAUUAAUAAUUUUGGAGGAAGUGGAGGAGGUAAUUCAGGUAGUAACAAUCCCAGAUCAAAUUUAGGUUCUGGAAAUACAUCUGGUAAUCCUGGUUCAAAUACAGGUCAAGGAGGUAAUCCAACUGGUGGAAAUACAAGAGGUUUAGAAAAUAGUACAGGAUCUAAUCUAAAUAAAUCAG
Messenger RNA from Dentiscutata erythropus, 308 nucleotides. The record is from the annotation of a GenBank genome assembly. NCBI's taxonomy places the organism in Eukaryota, Fungi, Glomeromycota, Glomeromycetes, Diversisporales, Gigasporaceae.